AUGUUAAGGGAGCUGAAAUCUUUUCCCCACCACAGAAAAGUUGGGCCCUGUGUCACUAGACCGCCCUAUAGAGACGGCAAGCGGAAGCGGGCUGUGAAGGUUUUCACGAUUGCUGAUGAGUCGAUGUAUCUACUCAUUUUUGGCGCACCAUCAAUUGGUUUGCUAAAGCCUCUAAAGGAAAGAAUUCAACAGUUCGAAGAGAUACAGCAAAUCUCUAAGGUCAGUCAUCCAGAAGCUGAGGAAUUUACCGAAACGUACCUUGUGAAGUUUCGCUCGGUGAAUUUGGCCAGGAAUGUCAAAAGACGUCUUGAUGAUUCUUCAUUUUACGGUGCAUUUCUUCAUAUCGUCUAUGCUCCAGAGUAUGAGACUGUGGCAGAGUGCCGUGUCAAGAUGCAUUCCUAUCGCAGGCUCAAUGACUCGGAGGCAGUUGCAUGGAGGACGCAUAGCAUGAAGGGACGUUGGGACAGUUCAUUGAAUACUGAAAAAACUGUUGUGGAUCUUGGUGUAGCAGAGGAGUUAUCAACAUCCGUUUCUACUGCUACGGUGGCAACGAGUGAAGACGCGGUUCUGUUUGGGAACCCCUACGCAGUGCCUCUGCAUAUGGUCUCGGCGUCACAAAUUAAACGGCAGAUGGGUGAUGCGCUUGACGACGCACGCAAUUAUUGGGCCUCCAGAGGUUUAGAUUUUUUUCAUAACUCUAAACACCACUCUCUUCAGCCCACCGAUCCAAGUCCUAUUCCAUUGCUUACAGCACAGUAA
Hydatigera taeniaeformis is the source of this 759-nucleotide messenger RNA. NCBI's taxonomy places the organism in Eukaryota, Metazoa, Platyhelminthes, Cestoda, Cyclophyllidea, Taeniidae. The record is from the annotation of a GenBank genome assembly.